CCCCCUCCCCCCCCCAGCCCCGCCGCCGACGCCGGCGUUCUCCCUCCCCUCUCCUCCCCCUCCUCCUCCGCCCCCUCCACCCCUCCCGCCAACUGGUCUGUCUUCGACAUCCGCCCGGAGACCGCCAUGAAGAUGCUCUGCCGCAGCGUGCAGACCCUCGCGAACGUCACCGGCGACAUCCCCCCGACGCCCCCCAUCUCCCGGCCCUCGACCCCCAAAGCGGCAUCCGAAGAACCAGGAUCAAACGAGACCCGCGCCCACCACCGCUCAUCCUCCCGCCCUGCCACGCCCAUCAGUUCCGACGACCUCCGCCCCCCUGCCUUCCACCCCCCCGACGUCGGCGCCCCCGAAGCCAGCACGCACGAACCCAGCGUCGGAUCCCGCACUGUGGCGCAGGCACCCCUCCGCGCGCAGCAUGAGGCGAUCGCGCGGAAGUUCUUUAGCAAGCGGGCACCGGCGAUCGCGCUGGCGGACUACCUCGCGCGGCUGCAGCGGUACUGCCCGAUGUCGACGGCGGUGUACUUGGCGGCAGGGGCGUACAUCUGCAAGCUGGGGGUGGAGGAGCGGACGGUGCCGGUGACGGCGCGGACGGUGCAUCGAUUGGUAUUGGCGGCGUUGCGGGUGGCGAUGAAGGCGUUGGAGGACCUAAGGUACCCGCAGCAGCGGUUCGCGGGGGUGGGGGGGGUGAGCGAGGGGGAGUUGAAGACGUUGGAGAUUAGUUUGUGUUUUUUGACGGGGUUUGAGUUGCAGGUGGAUGCGCAGCGGUUGUAUGAGAAGACGGUGGCGCUGCAGAUGGCGGCGGAGCAUGCGAGUUUGGUGAGCGGGAGGUUGCCGGAUGGGUUUCAGCCAAUGUUACCGGGGAGGAGGAGGAGG
This is a messenger RNA of Eremomyces bilateralis CBS 781.70, 873 nucleotides long. Its product is annotated as cyclin-domain-containing protein. Gene Ontology annotation, molecular function: cyclin-dependent protein serine/threonine kinase regulator activity; protein kinase binding. The record is from RefSeq and is a predicted model, not a curated record. The annotation marks the transcript as partial. Gene Ontology annotation, cellular component: nucleus; cyclin-dependent protein kinase holoenzyme complex. Gene Ontology annotation, biological process: regulation of cyclin-dependent protein serine/threonine kinase activity. Lineage: Eukaryota; Fungi; Ascomycota; Dothideomycetes; Eremomycetales; Eremomycetaceae. The transcript has a single exon.